Messenger RNA from Mugil cephalus (flathead mullet), 3498 nucleotides. Its product is annotated as aminopeptidase O (putative). The coding region runs from base 124 to 2805 and encodes 893 amino acids. The transcript has 18 exons. The record is from RefSeq and is a predicted model, not a curated record. Gene Ontology annotation, cellular component: nucleolus. Lineage: Eukaryota; Metazoa; Chordata; Actinopteri; Mugiliformes; Mugilidae. Gene Ontology annotation, molecular function: zinc ion binding; metalloaminopeptidase activity.
CGACAUCACCGUGCGCCUUCGACAUGCCGGAUGCAGCUUCGUUGCUGGACUCAUUUAGGAGGACGAGCGGGUAGUUGUGAUGCCCUCCGGGUUAGCCAUCAAACCUGAUUUAACCGGUGUGACAUGGAGCCAGAUGGAGACCUAAACCCCGACAAAGACGACCUUCCGCUCCGAGCCAACACUAACCACAUUCUUGUCAGACAUUACGUGCUGGACCUGGCUGUACGUUUCGAACGGAGGGUCAUCAGUGGUAGCAUUGUCCUUUUUCUGGAGCCUCGCUCUGGAGCGAGGGCUCAGGCGGAGGAUGACUCCGCACCCGGAGCUGGUGAUGGAGCUGAAAGUGAAGGGGUUGAAGAGAAUCAGAAAGGGCGUGGGAAGAGCACGGCGGAGAUGGAGGAGAUGUGUGGCGGGAAAGGGGGAGCUGCGUCUGGGUUUGACUCGCAGACCUCGGCUGACAAUACUCAGUCUUCACAUUCGUGGCAAACCGGCGGUGAAGCUGAUUUCACCCUAGUGCUGGACUGCUGUGACCUUGAUGUGUCAAAGGUUGAAGAGGUGGACAUCGCUUCCGUGUCAGAAAUGUUGAGCCUCCUCCCAGGCGUCGCAUCUGAAAAGCCAGGGGUCACGUCCGCGGACACGCAAGCCACCAUUAUUCAGAACCUUAUCUCCAUGCCCUCGAAAGAGUGGAGGCGGAAGCGUCAGCUCUUUUCGCUGUGUAGCCGUGCCCCCGGAGCCCCGGGUGUCGGCUCGCUGCGUUUCCUCUGUGACCGGUGGAGUCUGCGGGUUAGGAAGGCGGGGGUCGCGUCACCUCAGGAGUUCCCCCGUGCUCUCAGGAUCUGCUAUGAGACGAGACCAACAGGAGGCUCUGUGAGGUGGACCAGAGACCAGGACGACAGGGUGUGUGUUUACACUGCCGGUUCUCCCAUCAACAACCGAGCCCUCUUCCCCUGCCAGGAGCCGCCUGUUGCCAUGUCAACGUGGCAGGCAACAGUACGGGCCCCCAGUGAGUGUGUGGUUUUGAUGAGCGGGGAGGAGACGGCUGUGCCCACCGACGACGACGACGGGGACGACGGCGAUGACACACAUUCCUCAUCCUGGAAUUACUACGUAACCAUGCCCAUGCCCGCCUCCACCUUCACUUUGGCCGUGGGCCACUGGCACCAAGUCGCGGCAGAAAUUCCCCCAGCUUUGGAAAGAGGGGUGAGGGACAGGACAGACAUCGGCAAGGCGGCCAAACCCAAAGCCGGGUAUGGGGAAUUCAGUGAGACUGAGCUUGUGUCUGGACUUGGAAGUUCCUCUAGCCAAGCGGUAAAGGGCUCUCCACUCCAGACUGGCAGCGGAGACCAGACCACCCGCUCAGACUCUACAUUCUGUUACUCUUCCCUUGAGGGCAAGGGGCGCUCUGUAACUGAUUAUUCAGGCAUGGUGGAUGACGGCAUUUCUUGUUCCCAUGGUGACUACCCUUGUCGAUUUACUGAGCGGUCGGCUGGGUCCCAGCGGGUGAUCCCGCACCGUGUGUUUAGUCCUGUCUGUCUGCUGCAGAAGGUCCAGAUGCGGGUCCUCAAGCUGCUGCCUGGAUGUUUGGCUGCAGCCCACGCCGUCCUGGGCGUCCACCCCUUUCCCCGCCUCGACGUCCUCAUCGUCCCGGCGGGAUUCUCCAGUCUCGGCAUGGCCAGCCCCCAUAUAAUUUUCCUGUCCCAGAGCGUGCUGCGCGCUGGGAGUCCCGGCUCGGAGGGGGGCGACCUGUCUCUGUGCGGCUCUCGGAUUUGCCAUGAGAUUGCCCACUCCUGGUUCGGCCUGGUCAUCGGAGCCAGAGACUGGACGGAGGAGUGGAUCAGCGAGGGCUUCGCCACCUGCCUGGAGGACAUCAUCUGGGCCCGAGCACAACAACUCUCUUUGCAAGAGGCGACGGAGCAGUUUGACCUGAAGGCUUUGCUGAGGUGGAGGCGACUUUCAGAUGAGCUUCAGAAUUCAAAGGAGGAACUUCAGAUCCUCAGACCCAACAUGGAGAGGACCGGUCAGGUUAGUGACUCUGGCUCCUCCACAGUCAAACAUGCCCUCAAUCCUGAAAAAACUUUCAUGCAGGUCCACUACCUCAAGGGCUAUUUCCUGCUCAGGUUCCUAUCCAGUCAAGUGGGAGAACAACAAUUCAUUGACUUCUUCAGAUUAUUUGUGAGGAAACACCACGGGCGGCUCAUUUUGUCUCAGGAUUUCUUGCAAAUGUUGCUGAUCACCUUUCCCGACUUGGAGAGAGACGGCCUCACCCUCGCUGCUAUUUAUGCUGAGUGGCUUGAUCGACCGGGGAUUCCAGAGUGGCUGUACGAAAGGAGCGCCGCGUGGUCACAGGCAAGGCUGGUGGAAGAAGUCAAAGCGGAGGUUGUAAAAUGGAUUCUCCUCAGUCAGAGUCAUCAGGGGAAGGGCAGAAAGCGGAAGAGAAUAGAACCCAAGGUGAACUACAAAGAGUUGACGUCGGACCAGCUCGUGAUGCUUCUGGAGCUUCUGCUGGAGGAGCCGGAGCUGAGCGUGGCAUCGCUGCGUGCUCUGCAGAGGACUUACGGCUUGCAGGAUCAAGACGCUGAGGUCCGUCAUCGCUGGUGUGAGCUGGUGGUCAAGCAUGCGUACGCUCAGGCAUACGGAGACGUGGAGAACUUUCUGAUUCACGACCAAGCCAUGGGUGUUUAUCUGUACGGGGAGCUGAUGGUUCAGGAGGACGCCGAGCAGCAGGCUCUGGCUCGUCGCUGCCUCUCAUUAGUCCGGCAAGAAAUGGACCAAUCGGCACGUGGAGUGGUGGAGGAGAUGGUGCUCUGACGCUGGAGGUUGGUGACUACAAACAGAGAUGACAGGAGUUUGGCACAGAGGGCUUACGAGGGGUCCAGCGCUCACCUCCCUUUUCUUUUUUCCUCUGGGAUGCUGCAGAAUCGCUCAGCAGUGUGAACACCAGAAGGCUGCCUUACAUACUCUACAGUCAAGGCCAACUGGCAAGACUUAGAGCACAGCAGUUCUGUUCAGUGGAGUCUAAAGAAAUAGCCGGUGUGUGGACCACUGUACAAGCUGUUGGCGGGGAGACGGCGUGGUCGGCUACACGGUCACGGCGCGUAAGACGAGAAAAAUGACAUCACUGCACCAAUUUUUUAAAAUGCGAUGGAAAAAUGUGAAACGAGGCAGUUGAUGGAUAACGUCACUGCACCUGCAGCCAUGUUUGAGAACCUGCUGUGUUUAAGGUAGUGCCUGUUUGUGUAGGUGUGAGUUCAUGUCUGUUUAGUCUAAAGUCACGACCUGAUUCAUAAUAGUUUAGACUAGAAAUACUUUCAGGUGAGUAAUUUUUUUUAAACAAAUGACUACACUCAGGUCGAAACUGGACAGUUCUCAGGUCAUUUGUUUAAAUGGUGGAGUUAUUUGUUUUAUUUUCGUAUGCCAUUUUCUUUUAAGAAGUAGAUUGUGUCAGAUUGUUGUAUCGUCUACAUUUGCAUUAAUGAAAUAAAUUGGAUUGGUGAAGGAAAA